Molecule: messenger RNA, 1424 nt
Organism: Phoenix dactylifera (date palm)
Lineage: Eukaryota; Viridiplantae; Streptophyta; Magnoliopsida; Arecales; Arecaceae
Product: vesicle-associated protein 4-1-like
Biological process (GO): endoplasmic reticulum membrane organization
Cellular component (GO): endoplasmic reticulum membrane; plasma membrane
Source: RefSeq, a predicted model, not a curated record
AGUUGAAUCGGUGUCUGAGAUCCGAUCGUCCACUCGCUGUUUUCUUUCUUUUUGGAAAAGCCUUCUUCCGCGACUCGGCGAUCUAAAAAGCUAAAAAGUCAAGCUGUCGUUCAUUUCCUCUAAAGACGCGGAGGAAUCGAGGAGGAAGAAGAUAGGAAGAAGAUACCAGUGAGAGAGAAAGAAAGAAGCAAUCCAUUAUUUGGGUGCACCUCCGGUGACGCUACCCGACAGGCGGUCUGGUGCUCCGCCUUUCUUGUAUGAAGUGAUUUAACCGAUCGCUGAGUCUCCGAUGAUGGCGAUAGCGGACAAGAAAACUGAGCCGUCGGAUGGGAAGGUCUGGAGCCUGUGCCGGAUGCCGUUCUGGCAGAGCGGCGGCGGCGGCGGCGGCGGAGGUGCGGGAUCGUCGUCGUCGUCGUCGUCGUCGUCGUCGGUGGGUCACCACCGGCCGAGUCAAGGUCAGGCGAGCCAGGUGGACGGAUCGGGCGGCCACCACCAGAGCUCGGGAGGCCACCACCAGAGCUCAGGCGGCCACCACCAUAGCUCGGGCAGCGGAUCGGUUUCAUCGGUGGCGAGGUCGCUUCUGCCCAGCCGCCGCCGGCUUCGCCUCGAUCCGGCCAACAAGCUCUACUUCCCUUAUGAACCUGGUAAGCAGGCUAAAAGUGCAGUCAGGAUAAAAAACAUCAGCAAGUCUCAUGUAGCAUUUAAGUUUCAAACAACUUCACCAAAAAGCUGUUUCAUGCGUCCUCCUGGGGCCAUACUUUCUCCGGGCGAGAGUAUCAUAGCAACUGUUUUCAAGUUUGUGGAGCAACCAGAGAACAAUGAGAAAAUCAUAGAUCAGAAAAGCAAUGUUAAGUUUAAAAUUGUCAGCUUAAAGGUAAAAGGACCAAUGGAAUAUGUACCAGAACUGUUUGAUGAGCUGAAAGAUCAGGCUGCAGCGGAGCAGAUUCUAAAGGUUAUAUUCUUGGAUCCAGAACGCCCCUGCCCUCAAUUGGAAAAGCUGAAGCACCAACUGGCUGAGGCUGAGGCGGCACUUGAGACGCGCAAGAAACCUGCUGAAGACACUGGCCCCAAAAUAGUGGGUGAAGGGCUUGUUAUAGAUGAAUGGAAAGAACGAAGGGAACGAUACCUUGCUCGUCAGCAGGUUGAGGCGGUUGACUCAGUGUAAAGUUCCGUUUGCUGUUAUUGUAACCCCUUCUUUUUCUUUAAUGAGAUCACCGAAUCAUGUGUUUUGGAGACAGGAACUGUCAUUAUCUACCCUGGUUAAUUUUUAGGUUUCCUUGGGUGUUUGUUUAUGUUAAAGGUUCAACUUGAUAGAAUAACAUGCUUCAAUUACUCAAACCUUUGAUAUCGGUAGUGCUUUUGAACUCUGUUUUCUAAAUGUGUAUAAUGAUAUUUGCUUUUGAAAUAAACUACUUGUUGUGAAA